AUGGGCGCUGCAAGACUCCUCAAUUCUUCUCGUCUGCGCCAGACAGCUCUUCUCGCGGCUGCCUGCGCUGGAGUUCACAGCGCCACACGAAGAUCUCCUCUGGUCAGGCUCGACAGUCCAUCGGGCACUCACAUUCCUCAAGAUGCCUCUCUCGUGUCCUAUACUCGUCGCAAGCAAAACGACCGCGCCCAAGCUGAAGAUGCCAAGCAUGCCGCCACACCCGGCGAUGUCCAGCCCAUCGGCAAAGCCAACGAUCUUGAACACUACACCCCUGCUUUCGAACCGGACGAUGAGAACUCAUGGGCCGUCUUCUCCCGGAACUUUCAAAACUUCAGGGAGGGCAUUGCGAGCAUAGAGUGGAGUUCCAUCCCCGACAAGAUCACCGACUUUGUGCUACCCAGCUGGGCCAAACUGCUCCCAGAGGGAAUUCAAAAAUUACAGCUCGAACUGUCCAUGCAGCCAGGCUCUCUGGCUGAUGAAAUAUGGCAAGAGGCCCACGAUCCAGAGAUCAAUCCCGAGAUUCUGUGGAAUGCCACAGUCCGGGUGGGGGACACACUGGGUCCCGAUGAACUCGAGUUCCGCCGCAAGAGGAAAGAGCGUGUAGUGAAGGCUUUGGCAAAAUAUUUGGACAUCAACGAGACAGAGAUCCACCCUGAUGAUGUCCCUACCAUUGCUAUGUGCGGAAGCGGAGGUGGCUUGCGAGCAAUGGUUGCCGGGACAAGCAGCUAUUUGAGUGCCCAGGAUGCUGGACUCUUUGACUGCGUGACCUAUAUGGCCGGAGUGAGUGGAAGUUGUUGGCUCCAGUCGCUCUUCUUCUCUUCGCUCGGCAAACAGGAUUUCAGAAGUCUCCUGAAGCACCUCAAGGCACGCCUAGGGACUCACAUUGCCUUUCCUCCCGCGGCAUUGAAAUUGGUCACGAGCGCCCCGACGAACAAGUUCAUCCUCAGUGGUUUCAUCGAGAAAAUAAAGGGCGACCCCGGCGCAUCCUUCGGCUUGGUUGACGUUUACAGCCUUCUGCUCGCUGCUCGGCUUCUCGUCCCUCAUGGCGACCUGGAUGUUCAUGAUCAGGAUUUGAAGCUGUCGAACCAGCGGAUGUACCUCGCAAAUGGCGAAUACCCACUACCAAUCUAUACCGCUGUUCGACAUGAGAUUCCCGUCGAUGAAGAAGAGAUCGAGGAAGCAAAAGACAACUUGGCACUCAAGGAGGAGAUCAAGGAUAAAGCACAAAAGGAAGCUUGGUUUCAGUGGUUCGAGAUGCAUCCGUGGGAAGUCUGGUGUGAAGAGUUUGGUGCUGGGAUCCCUACAUGGAGCCUAGGCAGACCAUUCAACAAGGGUCAGAAUCAACUUCUUGACACCGGAGUGGCCUUGCCGGAAAUUCGUCAAAGUCUUCUCUUGGGAGUUUGGGGCUCCGCGUUCUGUGCCACAUUGUCGCACUAUUACAAGGAGAUCAAACCAGCCUUGGUCGGCAUCGUUGGCUUUGGAGGCUUGGAUGGUCUCCUGGAGGAAAAGAACGACGACCUGAUGAAGAUCCACCCAAUCGACCCAGCGACGUUUCCAAACUUUGUUUACGGUAUGAAAGAUCAACUCCCGUCCACAUGUCCGGAUUCUGUGUUCAAAAAUGGUCAUCUUCAACUCAUGGACGCUGGAAUGAGUAAUAACUUACCAAUUUACCCACUUUUGCGACCGGGGCGAGACGUCGAAAUUCUCAUUGCUUUCGACGCCUCUGCAGACAUUCAGCGGGAGAAUUGGCUUUCUGUCGUUGACGGCUAUGCCAAACAACGCGGCGUGAAAGGCUGGCCAGUCGGGGCUGGAUGGCCCCAGGCCUCAUCCAAACCACAGGAAAAUGCCUUGGCUUUGGAGGAAGCGCAAGCAACAUCGGCACAGGAAGCGGCCACCAAAGUGGCUGAAGCUCGAGAAGGAAGCCGAGAGGCAAAAGCUUCUGGAUCCAUCGGCAGCAAUGCACCAGAAAGCCCGACAACUGGGCAAAGGCCCGAUGCAGAGACCACUCUAGGUGCAUGCAAUGUGUGGGUUGGGACCAAGGCCGAACGAUCUAUUGAUCGAGAACCACCGCCAUCCAAACGUCUCGCCUGGGAUGACCUCGAUGAUUCGACGUUCCACCUGAUGCACCCUGAAGCUGGCCUAGCAGUUGUCUACUUCCCCCUAAUCCCGAACCCAAAAGUCAAAGGAGUGGAUCCGGACAAGACAGAUUAUAUGUCUACCUGGAACUUUGUCUAUACCCCUGAGCAGAUUGACGACGUGGUGGCGCUAGCGAAAGCGAAUUUCGAAGAAGGCGCCGAUGUGACGAAACAGACGGUGCGCGCCGUAUAUGAGCGGAAGAAGAGGGUGAGGAUGGAGCGCGAGGCAAGGGAGAGGAGAAAGGCGUGGAAGGUGACGUUGAGAGAGCAUGGCGACCAUUUUGGCGGGGCCUGA
Messenger RNA from Capronia epimyces CBS 606.96, 2430 nucleotides. RefSeq names its product phospholipase A2. The transcript has a single exon. Gene Ontology annotation, molecular function: A2-type glycerophospholipase activity. Lineage: Eukaryota; Fungi; Ascomycota; Eurotiomycetes; Chaetothyriales; Herpotrichiellaceae. Gene Ontology annotation, biological process: glycerophospholipid catabolic process. Gene Ontology annotation, cellular component: cytosol. The coding region runs from base 1 to 2430 and encodes 809 amino acids. The record is from RefSeq and is a predicted model, not a curated record.